Molecule: messenger RNA, 1213 nt
Organism: Clupea harengus (Atlantic herring)
Lineage: Eukaryota; Metazoa; Chordata; Actinopteri; Clupeiformes; Clupeidae
Gene: dusp19b
Product: dual specificity protein phosphatase 19-like
Exons: 4
Coding region: 423-1028 (201 amino acids)
Biological process (GO): protein dephosphorylation; regulation of MAP kinase activity
Cellular component (GO): cytoplasm
Molecular function (GO): JUN kinase phosphatase activity
Source: RefSeq, a predicted model, not a curated record
GCCUCUCGUAUCACUGAAUCAUUUUUAUUAUUUAGGCUACAUUGUGUUUUUUGUCUCUCAACAUUGAAUAAAUACGUUUUUAAAUCCCGGUGAGAACGGCUUCGGUCUUUACACUGAUUCUGAUACAUUUCCUUCUUAAUCAAGUCUAUCACACCCAAAGCAAGUUGCUUUAUCAUCCAUGUUUGUAUUUCUGUAUUUCAUUCAUUCUGUAUUUUAAUGCAAGUCAGUAGGCUAACAGGUCUGGUCUAAUAGCCACCUACAGGACUUUUAUGUGAUUUCUUUAAGUUACUUUUUACAAACCGGAAGUGGAAUCUUGGCGGUUGCUCCUGUUUUCACUAGAGUGGUCUCUCCGGCUGUGAGAUGAGUGUUUUUCCUCGCAUUGUAAAACAUCAGGCUAUGUCUGUUCUGUACCCACUGUAAUAAUGAAUUCCCUAACUAGUGAAAUUCAGGGAUUUUCUAAAUCGCAUCUGAAGAAACAGUCCACGCGGGUGACAACAGUCACCGGAAGACAAUUAAUAGAAACUCGGAGCGGCACUUCAGUCCUUCUGGCAGAAUGCUCCACGGAGCACAGCACAGCCUGCGGGUUUGUCCAGGAUUUGAGUUUGGACCUACAAGUUGGUCUUAUCAAACCAUUUAUUUUAAUCUCUUCCCAAGAUGCUGCUCAAGAUAUUGACACAUUGAGGAAAUACAAGGUGACACACAUACUGAAUGUAGCGUACGGGGUGGAGAACGCCUUCCCUGACCUGUUCCACUAUAAAACAGUGACUGUGCUCGACGUCCCGGAGACUGACAUCACAUCCUGCUUCCAAGAGUGCUUUGCCUUCAUAGACCAAGCCAGAGAUCAGGGAAGUGUGGUGUUACUCCAUUGCAAUGCUGGGGUGUCCCGCUCAGCCUCCGUGGCGAUAGCGUACCUGAUGUCCCGGGACGCGCUCUCCUUCCAGGAGGCCUUCGAUGCCGUGAAAGCCGUCCGUCCGUCCAUCCGCCCCAACCCUGGCUUCCUCACGCAGCUGAAGACCUACACACCCUGAGUUACAACCCCCCCCCCCCCCCCACACACACACACACACACACACACACACCCUGACAGCGUGCUGAAGACCUACACACCCUGAGGAGUCACAGCUGAAGACCUACACACCCUGAGUUACAAAAUCCCCCCACCUCCAUACAAAAACACACACACACACACACACACACACACACACACACACAC